Messenger RNA from Coprinopsis cinerea okayama7#130, 822 nucleotides. RefSeq lists its product as hypothetical. The transcript is spliced from 7 exons. The coding region runs from base 1 to 822 and encodes 273 amino acids. The record is from RefSeq and is a predicted model, not a curated record. NCBI's taxonomy places the organism in Eukaryota, Fungi, Basidiomycota, Agaricomycetes, Agaricales, Psathyrellaceae.
AUGAAUGGCGUGUACGCGCUCAUCCCCAUCCUCUGGAUCGAUGGAGUGAUUUGCUUUGUCUUGGAAGAUCCAUCCUUGCGCGACUGCAGUCUCUUUUUAUACCUUUCCCAUUGUCUUGCGCGCCUUUUCUCUUUGGGACUGGAAGUAGACUGCUGGGAUUCCGGAACAGUUGGCCCUAACGGAACUCGCGUCGCGCCUGUGGUUAGCGGAUGGCCGGAUGGUUUUGCGUCGAUUCACAGCUUCCUCGCUCCUUUGUGGACCAUCUGCUCGUUCAACUCGAGUGUGCAUAUCAGUGAAGAAGCCUUUAUUGGGAUGAGUUUUAGGUACCGUUGUUGUCCGCAAAUCGACAAACGUUCGCUUUUAGCCGAGAUGGAGUUACCCCGGUACACCGGCCAGUGCAGUGUGGUGCUGCGUCCAUCUCGAUGGGCGUGCUGGUGUUUGCGGGGGACCAAGCCAUCAAACGGUGCCUUCGGGCUGUCGGUUUCUGCCCUCUAUAUCACCUAUGCCAUCCCCAUCGUUGCCAGACUUGUCGGACCUAGCGAUUUCAAGUCCGGGCCAUUCGACUUGGGGUCUCUCAGCCUCCCAUGCGCGAUUAUCGCUGUGCUGUUCAUGGCAUUCCUGGGAGUGGUCUUCCUUUUCCCAGAGAGACCCACACCAACAGUCGGGGAUAUGGACUGCAACGCUGUUGUCCUGGGUGGGGUGCUGGGGUUGUCCCUGGCUUGGUAUUAUUUCCCCAAAUACGGUGGCAGGCAUGGGUUUACCAAGUGUUUACCGUUGGGCCUGUUCGAACGGUUGAACCUGCGAUGGACGACACUGGGUUGA